This is a messenger RNA of Hydatigera taeniaeformis, 1782 nucleotides long. The record is from the annotation of a GenBank genome assembly. NCBI's taxonomy places the organism in Eukaryota, Metazoa, Platyhelminthes, Cestoda, Cyclophyllidea, Taeniidae.
AUGGCGAACUCGGAGUGGGCGUAUGCUGGUGUUCACCUCUCUAUCGACAACUACGUCAUACCGCAAGAAAAGUUAUUCCCCACACCAUCCAAUCUCGAUGGCCUUGAUGCAGAAACAGAAUUUGAUCUUCGAUAUAUUGGCUGCGAACUUAUUCAGGACGCUGGAACGCUUCUAAGGCUUCCUCAGGUGGCUAUGGCAACUGCUCAAGUUCUAUACCAACGAUAUUUCUACUCAAAGUCCUUCGUAAGAUACGUCUACGAGCAUUACGCAAUGGCUUGUAUAUUUCUAGCUGCAAAGAUAGAAGAGUGUCCCAGACGGAUUCGCGAGGUCAUUAAUGUAUUUAACCAUAUGAAACAAGCCCGAGAAGGAAGGCAGUUCACUCCUGUACUGUUCGAUCAGGCUUAUGUCAACUUGAAAAGACACAUUAUUAAGGCGGAACGUCGUGUUUUAAAGGAGCUGGGAUUUUGUGUGCAUGGAAAGCACCCACAUAAGUUGAUUAUAAUGUAUCUCAAAUCGCUUUCUUUCGAGAACAACAAGGAAUUCGUUCAAACAUCGUGGAACUGCAUGAAUGACGUACUUCGGACGGAUGUCUUCGUGCGUCACACUCCAGAAGCGGUGGCCUGCGCGUGCAUUUUCCUCGCCGCUAGACGACUGGGGAUCCCUCUUCCUCGACAUCCUCCAUGGUGGGAAAUGUUUAAUGUUGACGACGAGUCUGUGCACGAAAUCGCAUUGUGUCUUCAGCGUUUGUAUGCUAGGGAAAAGCCAAGCGUUAGCGCUCUAGAGUCGCGUUUAGCUGAAGUUCGGAAAAGACAAGCCGAAGAAAGGGAGGCUGCUGCAGCAGUGGCAGCUGCCGCCGCUGCAGCUGCUGCAACUAAUAAAAAUACAGAUGCCUUAAGCGUGGAAAGCCCGGGAUCGAAGGCAGAACGUGCUGUUCCCAAUGGUGUCAAAACCAAAAGUUCCCCUUGCGCACCAGUCUCGGAGGCGAUUCAAGCCGAGAUAUCUGCGUCCUCAGAAUCAAAUAAGCGUACCUUGGAGAGGACAAACGGGGUCAUCGUGACUGAUUCCAAGGAUCUGAAGCUCUUGAAUCCUCGUCUGGCAGAAAGGCGUCGUCCAACUGCGUACAGUGAAAUGGAUUUGAAAUCCAAGAAAACUAGCAAAACUCAUACUCGUUCGCGUAGUCCAGUGUCUCGGCACAAUAAAUCCAAGGUUCGAAGGCACAGACAUUCCUCGACUAGCGCAUCGAUCACUAGCUAUAGUGAGGAAUCACUUUCCCCAGUUAGAUCUUCGGAUGUGCGCAAAAGUUCUAUUUGCAAGAUUCGCCACCGUGAAACUCACAGGAAACGAUCCAGAAGUCCUUACAAUGAUGGUAAGUAUCGGCGACGGCAUAGGUCGCGAUCACCAUCAAGCUAUUCGUCCACCUCAAGUCGCUCGGAUAGAUCGCCCCCCAAACACACGUCGCGCAAUCGGAUUUCUCCUCACCGGUCCAAUCGCACGAAUUACCGAUUCAAACGUCUCAAAAAAUCGUGCCCGAUAGUGGCUGUCACUUUUCGUCUCACUAACUUAAACGCAUCCGAUUUCCCUCCCUUACCGAAGCGGGCUUAUCCCAACUUGUACAACGAGGCACGCAGUCUCUCGCAGGUGGUCCAGCUUCCCCAGGAAUUUCUCCCCUCUCGAUCUCCAGCCCACGUUGGUUUUGGGUAUAUGAUUUUCAAGGGACUACUUGAAGGCUUCUUUCACAAUACGCCAUUCACAAUCAUUAGACCGACUGGGGCCGCCGGCUGA